Molecule: messenger RNA, 4029 nt
Organism: Exophiala aquamarina CBS 119918
Lineage: Eukaryota; Fungi; Ascomycota; Eurotiomycetes; Chaetothyriales; Herpotrichiellaceae
Exons: 2
Coding region: 1-4029 (1342 amino acids)
Molecular function (GO): protein binding
Source: RefSeq, a predicted model, not a curated record
AUGGUGGUCAGACACCUGCUUCGCCAGCUACUUGAGCAUGAAGCCAAUCUUCCGCAAGAAAUAUUGACGCUAUACGAUAGGUCGAUAAAAUCCAGACUCGAUGUCACUGAGAAGAUUUGGGCAGAUAUCUUCUUCAAGUGCAUGCUUUCAUCUGUCAAAACUUAUGUUAUGCUGGACGGCCUUGAUGAAUGUCCCGACCAACGAGGCUUAGGCAGAUUUCUCCGUCGUCUGAGGGAGACCAAGAGCAAGAUCUAUAUGACAGGUCGAACGUCAAGUCACCUGUCUCUCGACCUUGUUAUCGACCACGAGGUUGCGAUCAAAGCUCCAGAGUCGGACCUGAUCACGUACAUUAAGUCGUACAUUGGAGAAGAUCAGGAUCUCCGUGCGCUACUCUCAGACUCACUCUCAAAUGAUGUCGUGCUUCAACUUACCGACUACGCCGAUGGAUCGUUCCUCCUCGUGAAAAUCGCGCUUGAGAAUCUUAGCGACGUCACCACUGUUCGCCAGCUCACGAAGACUCUGUCGAACCUUCCUCAAAAUCUGGGUUCAGCCCAUCGUACCACGUUUGAAAGAAUCCAGUCUGCUUCGACCGCAAAGCGAGAUUUGGCAUUAAAAGCUUUGAUGUGGACACUCCUUGCGAAGCGACCACUGACCAUGAUAGAGCUGCUUCACGCACUUGCCUUUGACCCCGAUGACUCUGAAUUAGAUACUGAGAACAUUCCAACGCCAACGACAGUUAUCCGCGCAUGCUUAGGUUUCCUCCAACACCGCGAGGAUAAUGACUUGGUUCAAUUCAGUCACGCCACUGUGGUGCAUUAUCUGAAAACUGAGUGCGAUGAGAUUUUCAAAGACUCUGGUCUUAUCGUUUCUCGUAGCUGCGUCAAAUACCUUGCUCAGCAGACUUUCGCUUUCAAGCCUUGUCAGAGCUCAACAGAAUUGCUCACUCGGUUCUCCUACAAUCCGCUUCUCCGAUAUACAGCCUUAUACUGGGGGGAACAUGUUGUUGACUUUCAGGCCGAGCUGACUACUGACAUACAGAGGCUGUUGAACGCUCCAAAUGCUGUCCUGAAUGCCGCCCAGGCAUUCCACUAUCUGCGCCGAAAAUCGAGUGCGCCGUCGGAUGCAACCUUUCUUGAGCUGCCACAGGGCUUCGAGAAGACACAUCUACUAGCCUUGUGGGGUCUCAGCGACGUUGCGACCCUGGAAUCACUAUCAUACGGCGAAAUAAUAGCACCAGAUUCGCUUGGAUGGACCCCUCUUCACUGGGCUGCGGCGCGAGGUCACCCCGAUAUGAUAGAAUUCUUGCUCACUCGUGGAGCAAACAUUGAAGCCAAGGAUUUUAGGGGCUGGACGCCGCUGUUCUGGGCUGCGUUUUGGGGCCGCUUGAGUGCACUUCGCUAUCUGCUCGACAAGGGAGCGAGUUUGAAUGGAAAGGACACAGACAGCAAUACUCCUCUCCACAUUGCCGUGGGUCGGGCCGACCCCGAUGUAUGCCGAGAACUGCUAGACAGGCAUGCCGAUUGGGGUGUCAAAUCGGUCCAUGGUAUUUCAGCCUUUGAAGACGGCUCGAACUCGGGGGUCCCGGAAAUUGCCAGUAUGUUUCUGGACCUCAAACACGUGCUAGAACAGCCUGUCGAUGAAGAUGAAACCGUGGGAGAAACAGCGCUGGAGCGAGCGGUCGCUUGGUCUCCGUCCGCAUUGAAUAGUGCUUUCAGGACUAUUCUCAUAAGAGAGGCGGGCGCUUCAAAGGUGUGUGGCUGGCAAUCACCUCUGCUUCCUAGGCUGGAACAACAUCUCAGCAAGCUGCGCGAAAAGGAUCCCGACAGGUUGACCGAUAUCGGGUCCGACAUACAUUUUCCCGGAUUUGUUGAAGAUCUCAUCAAUCAAACAGAUUACCAUGCCGGGGUACUUGGCUAUGCGAUCUUGACGGAACGUGUCGAAAUGGUGAAGGCUCUCAUUGACGCUGGAGCAGAUCUCAAAAAGAACUGGUCUAGCGAAUUCAGGCGCAUUCAGUACAUGCAAUUCCCAGUCCUACUUGCGGUUUAUGUGGGAAACACAGACCUCCUCAACCUACUCAUACGCCACGGAGCUAGAGUGGACGUGGCAGACUUCGAAGGGCACUCCCCACUCCACUAUGCUGCAAUUCUUGGUCACACUGAAGCAACACGUACCUUGUCCUCGUACGAAGAUUUGCGUAAAUCUACAGAUAGAGGAGGAAAAUCACCACUCCACUCUGUUUGGUCAGCUUUUCUUCGCUCCAAUCCGAAAACAGUCUCCCCCACUAAGCUUGAGACUUCAAUCGCCAUUGCAGAGCUACUAGUUAAGGCUGGAAUUGCCAUCGAUCUUGCAGACCGUUUCGGAAGCACGCCUUUGCACGAUGCUGUAAAGACUGGAUAUCUUGCGGCGGUACAAAAGCUGAUCGAGCUUGGCGCCAAUGUAAACAGCAGGGCCAAUAAACAGCAGGACUAUUGGAAUAGGAGAGGUCGUAUCUACGGAGAGCCGGAGCCAUUGGCACCGAGUUUACACGGCGAUACUCCAUUCACACUAGCCUGUAAACAGCACAAAUGGGAUAUGGCCUCUGCUCUACACAAUGCAGGGGCAGUGCUGCCCAAGGGUAUGGAUCUUCGAUUACCCUUGAUCGACGUCCUUGCAGACGGAAAUUUAUCUGCGCUGCAAACACUUUUCAGCUUUGCAUUGCCCUCUCAAGUUGCUGGCCGCGACAAAGAUCAAGAUAUUCCACUGAUCAUUCUUGCCAUCCGGUCUCUACAGUGGGUUAUGGAUAAGCCAAGCGAACGGGAGUCGGACUUCCGAAGACUUUUUGUAAAACCACAAAAUAGCAAUGCUACAGAUGCGCCUAAACGGUACCGAGCUGCUAUUAAGUUUCUCCUUGUAAAGGAGCAAGAUCCGAACGCUAAAGAUGAGAACGGUAGUACAGCUCUUCUGGAAGCACUGGAAUAUGAGUAUAAUAAGGAUAUAAUUGAAUUACUCCUGGAGUAUGGUGCGGAUAUCUGUGCCACCACCAAGGCAGGCAUGAAUGCAAUGCAUGUUGCAGCUUACUCAGGAUCCACCCCUUUCGUUAAGCUGAUGCUUGGACAUGAUGUGGAUCUCAACCACGUUUCUAGCAACGGAAACACACCAUUAUCUUUGGCGGCUGCAAACGGCCACGAAGAAAUUGUGUCGGUGCUCCUAGAACAGCCAAACAUCCACGCUUCAGAGGAAGACCGACAGAAGUGGCUUCUGCUCAGUCGAUGUUACACUUCCAUCAAAUCGCACGAUCUCUCAAGGUUCCAGGACUUGUCUUCUUCAGCGCUCCUGACUGGAUUCUCUGACCGCAAUGGCCAAACUUUGCUACACCUUGCCGCAGACUCCGGAGUCACAGAAAUGGUUUCCAGUCUCCUUAAACUCGAUAUUGCCGUCAACCACCAAGACGUACGUGGAAACACGGCGUUGCAUAUUGCUGCCAAAUCACAAAAUUCGAACGUGAAUAUCAUCAGGCUCCUGAUAGAUGGUGGUGCGGAUAUUCGGACUCGAAAUUUUGCAGGCGAAGGUUUCGGCAUUCAUCGAGUUCCGCAUGACGCCACCGCGCUGCAUCUGGCAGCAUAUGUGGGAAAGGUAGAGAUUGUUCGAGCAAUCUUGGAGCAUGCUUCUGAAGUACCUAUCGAGAGGAGAUUGAGCACAACCUUGCGCAAAGGCUGUGGAUCCUCGGAAGACCACGAAAUGUUGAAAGGGGCAGCGACCAUGGGCCAAUUCAUCGACUGGACUUCUGACCACUGCGGACGCACGCCCCUGAUGUGUGCGGUAGAGUCUGGUAAUGUGCCCACGGUGAGAUAUCUGCUAGAGAUGGGCGCCGCUGUGAACGCAAGUGGCGGUAGGGGAAGCUGGGGCUUCUGCGCAUUAGACCUUUGUCCUGGAGCUCACAGGACUUAUGGUUCUGAGAAUGACGGCGGAGAUGAGGAGGCGGCGAAGGUGGAGAAGAGCGAGAUGGUCAAGUUGCUGGAAAGUUAUGGAGCUGAAGUUUUUGACUGGUAA